GCCACUGUCGCCGCAGUUCCCUCCACUCUGGUGGCCCCGCGGCCCUGCGGGGAGUCCGGGGGUCGGCUGGACGCUCGGACUUGGUGCAGGGCCGGCCCCGCCUCUCCCUUCUUCAGUGGGGCCUAGACGGUCGGGGCCGCGGUGACAUGGAGCCCUCUCCUGCCACGGGGGGCUCGGAGACCACUCGCCUGGUGAGCCCCCGGGACCGCGGCGGCGCCGGUGGCGGCCUGCGCUUGAAGAGUCUCUUCACAGAGCCCUCGGAGCCCCUCCCUGAGGAACCCAAACCUGCGGAGAUGCCCCUCCACCACUGCCACAGGGACCCCAUGCCACAGGCGGGCCUCACCCCUGAGAGGCUGCAGGCACAGAGGCAGCUGUGUGCCGCCUGUGCUGUGUGCUGCGUCUUCAUGGCCGGGGAGGUAGUCGGUGGGUAUUUGGCACACAGCCUUGCCAUUAUGACCGAUGCCGCCCACCUGCUGGCGGAUGUGGGCAGCAUGAUGGGCAGCCUCUUCUCCCUUUGGCUCUCGACCCGGCCCGCCACCCGCACCAUGACCUUUGGCUGGCACCGCUCAGAAUGGCCUUUGUGCUGCACCAGGCCGGGCCCCCCCACAGCCACGGGUCUAGGGGGGCAGAGUAUGCGCCGCUGGAGGAGGGGCCAGGGGAGCCCCUGCCCCUGGGGAACACCAGCGUCCGGGCAGCCUUUGUGCAUGUGCUGGGGGACCUCCUGCAGAGCCUUGGGGUACUGGCCGCCUCUGUCCUCAUCUACUUCAAGCCUCAGUACAAGGCAGCUGACCCCAUCAGCACCUUCCUCUUCUCCAUCUGUGCCCUUGGAUCCACAGCUCCCACCCUCCGAGAUGUUCUUCGUGUCCUCAUGGAAGGUUCCCCCCGAAGUGUGGGGUUUGAGCCCGUGCGGGACACACUGUUGUCCGUGCCAGGAGUCCGGGCAACUCAUGACCUGCACCUGUGGUCCCUUACGCUCACUUACCACGUUGCCUCCGCACACCUGGCUAUUGACUCCACGGCUGACCCUGAAGCUGUCCUGGCUGAAGCUACAUCCCAGCUCCACUCCCGGUUUGGAUUCUCCAGCUGUGCCCUGCAGGUUGAGCAGUACCAGCCCGAGAUGGCCCAGUGCCUGCUCUGCCGGGAGCCCCCCCAAGCCUGAGCCGAAGCCCUGCCCUCACCCCACUGCCAGGCCCUGGCUCAGCCCCAGAUUCUCAGUCCCUGCCUCCCCGCUCUCAGAAAAGGGACAGAACUGGGCCCAUACUCCUUCCUCUCUCCCUCCUUCCACCUGCCAACACCCAGCCCCCCAGUCCCCCAGCCCCCCAGCCCCGGUGGGCAAGACCAAAGUGGGUGUGUGUCUGGGGGAGGUGGUCUGAAUGGGAAUCAAUCGGUAGGGGUGUGUAUGAGUCCCUCCGUCCCCACUCUACGCUCUGGGGAGCGCAAGCGUCCUUCCCAUGCAGUUCAUCUGUGCGUGUGGCAGGCUGGCUGGCUGGCUGGGGGCAUCUGCCUGUCUGUGUGCUGUUGGUGUGCCUAUGCCUGGGGGAGGUCAGCAGGGGCCCCCUCCCCACGUGGCCCUCGCUCUGUCUAUGCAGGAGCCCCAAAGCCCGCACUUUGUCUGUGUGUUCAAGCCCUGUGGUUUUGUCUCCGUGUGUGUGUGUUUCUUGGUGCUGUGGCCUCUGUCGUGUGUGUGUCUCCGUGCCUAUGUGGCUGUGCUAUGGUCUCUCUGAGUCUGCACCAUCCGUGUGUCCUUUCGGGGGUCUGUCUGUCCAUCCCUCUGUUGGUGCUGUGCCCUCGGCUAUCCCAGAGAGAGGGAGGACUCCGCUGCAGCUCCACCAAUAAACUUGUGUCUAACUGCAUCUCUCA
Messenger RNA from Hyaena hyaena (striped hyena), 1860 nucleotides. It is a transcript of the gene SLC30A3, whose product is annotated as solute carrier family 30 member 3. Gene Ontology annotation, cellular component: plasma membrane. Gene Ontology annotation, molecular function: zinc ion transmembrane transporter activity. The record is from RefSeq and is a predicted model, not a curated record. The transcript is spliced from 7 exons. The coding region runs from base 147 to 1373 and encodes 408 amino acids. NCBI's taxonomy places the organism in Eukaryota, Metazoa, Chordata, Mammalia, Carnivora, Hyaenidae. Gene Ontology annotation, biological process: zinc ion transmembrane transport; response to zinc ion.